This is a messenger RNA of Beauveria bassiana ARSEF 2860, 573 nucleotides long. RefSeq lists its product as uncharacterized. NCBI's taxonomy places the organism in Eukaryota, Fungi, Ascomycota, Sordariomycetes, Hypocreales, Cordycipitaceae. Bases 1 to 573 code for a protein of 190 amino acids. The record is from RefSeq and is a predicted model, not a curated record. The transcript has a single exon.
AUGGUCACGACGACCGCGCAGGCCGAGACGCCGCAACGGCCGCCUCAGAACCCCCUGAUCGACAAUGUCGCCCUCGUCUUUGCCGUCGGCACGCCGCUCAUCAUGCUGAUGCCGCCGCGCAAAAUGGACUUGCGCUUCUUUGCGCUCGCCGCCACCUUUUCCCUCUCCACCAACCAUCUCUGCAAAUCCUACACGGGCGUGUCCAUCUACGAUCGGUUCAACAACCGCGUGUCCUCGGCCUUUGACAGCGGCCUGCCCGAGGGCGCGCAGCGGACGCAGAGGCUGCUCAAGGAGCACAGAGAGCGCGAGGCGGCCGCCAAGGGCCGGUCGCCGCCCGGACAGGACGGGCGCGGCUCCAACGUGCUCAAGGACAUUUGGAUGGGCGGGGAAAAGGAGGACUGGAAGGAGAGACGCGCAGAGGAGCACCAGAGGAGCUUCGAAGAGGGCAAGGGCAUGAGCGACAUCAUCUUGGAGCAGAUUGCCGACGUGUUUAGCGGCAAUUGGGGCAGCACGAAAAAAGAUCAAGGGACAGAACCGACGAACCAAGACGAUCUAGACAAAGGCAAGAAAUGA